This is a messenger RNA of Bursaphelenchus okinawaensis, 13181 nucleotides long. NCBI's taxonomy places the organism in Eukaryota, Metazoa, Nematoda, Chromadorea, Rhabditida, Aphelenchoididae. The record is from the annotation of a GenBank genome assembly.
AUGCGGAAUUCAACGUUGGAAGUAGAGGAUGGGCGUUCGGUAUUGUCAACUUCUAGUUUAGGAAGCCAUUCUACUGAAACUGUAAAGAACUCUACUAACACUUUACAAACUCAACUUCGAAAUCGAAAGUAAUUUUUAUUAUUUUCAGAUUUAUUUUGUAUUUAGGUUUACUGCUGCUUUGGGACGUGUUGGGUAUGCUAAAGAAGCAAGAGAUGCGGUUGCAAAGUUGAUCAACAGGGUAAAUAUAUGAGUUAUAUUAUCUAAAACCUAUUAUGACUUGAAUAUGUUAUACACUAAGUUAAGGCAACUUCCAGUAAACGUUUUUGAUUAAGAAAAAAAAUAUUUUUUUGUAAAGAGUAAUGAAAGUUUUAGAGAGCUCCCCCAUUGGCACCACCGUUGGAUUUUGAAGGAUUUGUUACUGAAUUUAAUGCGGAACUUGAAACAGACACUUUAAGAGACCUUGUUAUUUUUCCCCGGGAUGAUAUUAUGGUAAGUUUGUUUGUCGCAUUAUUUUUAAAAAUUUAAAUGGUAAUUUGUAAUGUUUUAGCUCUACAAACCGUGUAACUACGAAUUGUCUGAGGUACAACGUGUGGCGAACUACUAUAAAGAAGUUACUGAUUGGGGAAUUGUUAAAGAGGCUUUACAACAUUUCUCAAAUCCGUGUAGCGUAAUCAAGUUCAAUUACGAAGGAUUUUUUGGUGAUUGUGAAAAGUAAUUUUUUGUUUAAAACACAUUUUUUGUUAGAGUUGAGCUGCAAAAAUCUACAUGUGCACAACAAUUUUUUACCUUUAAACUUGAAUGAUUGAUUAUGUAGAUGAUGCUACUUAACAGGGUGGCAAUAUUUUCUGCAAAAGAAACAGUAUCUAAACUUACCGUAAUUUCACUUUGGUCACUGUGUCUUCGGAGCUUAGUGAGCUAGAAAGAUGGGAUAUUCAUUAUAAUGUAGGCUAUUGCAAAAUAAUUAAGGAAGUUUUAUUUAAUCUACGUGUAAAUGCUCAACCAUAAGAAAUGGUUGCGUUUAAAGACAAUUUUAAAGAAGCAGAUUGUACUUUUUCAAUAAUUUUAUUUGAAAAAAAAUGUGCACAGGGUUGUUUGGUCCACACGCAAAAUGUGUUCAUUUCGUAACCUCAAAGAAUGUAACUGAUUUUUAAUAAACAGAGUUUAAUUCAGUUUUAAACUGUUAGUUUUAAAAGUUACCUUUUAAAAUUUUAGGUAUCUUGCGAAUUCAGGCUUGGAAGAAUUGACGUUUGAAAGUGAAGAUCUAAUCGAAUUGUUCAAAGAACAGGAAAAAUCUCCAAUUGGCACUCUGCGCGAGGGAUUUUUAAUGUUAGAGAUCAAAGGAGAAAAUUUACCAAAAAUUUUGAAAGGUCGAAAACGACGAUACUGUGUGUUAAAACGUACUGUGGAUGAAGCUGUCGUUUUUGAAAUUUCAAAACAAAAGGAUAACGCUAAAACACAGUUUCAAGUUAAUUCAGCUCAUUUGAAGACGUUUAACAAGCAACGAACGAAGGUUCUGGAACUUAUAUUAAAGGACGGUACUGGUCAAAUUUUGGCUUUUCCCCCUCACGUAGAUUUUGAAAUGACGUCUUGGUUCCAAGAUGUCGAUCUUGCGUUAAAAAGUAAGUUUCACAUUUUGUAAAAGGUUUAGCCGGUUUAGAUUUAUGCUAGAUCCUGUACUAAACAAUUGGAUGGUAAAAAAUUUGCUGUAUUCCAGUUUAGGUAGUGAAUUAUUUUAGGUGUAACGUGCGAAGAUUGUGAAGACAAAGCUACUGAACCAAGCUUAAGCGAAGCAAUCAACGAAAGCGUUAAAAGUUCUAGUAGUUCAGGAGGUACGUUUGCUGACAAAGAGUUGUUUAAAGGCAUUUUGUUCGAAAUUGCUCAUUUAAUUAUAAAAAAUUAUUUUUUUACCUGACAUUCUUUGGAGAGAUACCACUAUAUUUUGAAAACAUUUCAGAUCACAUAAGCCGCGCUAGUCUGCGUCAAAAAAACUCAAUAGAAGCUCUGCUUCGUCCACCGACUGUUAAGAGAAAAAAUUUGUUUAGUUUGUACGAAAACGUCGAACCGCUUUCUCGGCCGUGCGGUGAAAAUUCGGCUAUACUUGAUGAUUCAGAUGACGAGUACAAAUUGUGUAUGGCGGAUCCAACUUUUAACAAUAAUACUAACGAUGUGAUUAAUUGUCAUACUAUUCAACGGAGGCGGUGCAGCGUCGACAUUAGGGUUAACCGAUGCAAUAUGAAAAUUAAAACGGAUGAACAGUACGAACAAAUUGAGACAUUUUACGUCAACGUGUUUCUUUUUGAUGUUGAAAACGGCACUAGGAUUACAAACGAGCUGUCGUUUACAGUUUUAAAUGAACAUAACGAAACAUUGGCUAAGAACUCGAGAAAUGUUUUUGUACACGACAAGUUGGAUUGGGAGGUAUGGUGUUUAAUAUAGUUUAAAUGUUUGAAAUUCUUAAAUUUAAGUUUGAUAUAUUGUUUUCCAGGGAACUUUACAAACAUCGGUUUUACCAUCUUCUGCUUAUGUUGUUGUCAAGAUCGAACGUUUACUGUCCGGUGUGUCAUCAGAUUUAUACUUCAAACACUCUGUGGAUCGAAAGACAUUGACAAAGAAUGAAAAACUGCUGGCGAAUGCGGUCCAAAAACUUCAUAAGUGUCGUGUUUUGUUAGGAUGGUCAGCAACUCCGGUCAAUUCGAAAGACAACACAUUGCCGGUUUACAAACAUGAGCAAAGCUUAAGUGACGCGGAUUUAAAAAAGCUGCUUGGAGACGUACAAAAGUGAGUUUUAAAUAUGGGGAAGAUAUGCUAUAUGCUGAUUGACAUUGGGGAAAGUUACAAAUGUGGAAACGGCAAAUCGGGGAAAACGACAUAAGAGGAAACUAUUAGUAUUAAAAAAUUUCUACAAACAAAAACAACAAAGAAAUUUAAAAACGUACAUUCCCUCAAUAUUUAUGUAUAGAUAUGAUAGCUAGCUGUGAAUUUAAUGCAGGUCUGGAAAGGCUUGUAGAACUUGGAUCGACUAGUCCGAGUCUUUGCCCAAGAAGCUUUUUGGUACGUUGAGUCUUAACGGGUUGAACUAUAAAGUGGAAACAAAUGACAGUACUUACUAAUAACCGUAACCGUUCGAACGGGGGUUUUUUUUAGACCUAGCAAACGCAUAAUUGAGGCUCGUAUUUCACUGAAAUUUAAAAAAAAUUAAGAUUUCUUUAAAUAACAACUUGGAAUUACGGUAGGCCUACUGGGUAAAAUUUUAAUUAUUUAUAUAAACUUGCUUUAUACGAUAAUCGAAUAUUUUAUGUAUUAUCAAAAAAUGUUUUGUUAACUUACGCAUUUAUUGCAAAACUUAUGAAUGGCGACAUCCCACAAACUGCAACCCAAUGCAAAUUGAUCACGGCUGCAAACAGUUUUUGAUCCUGCGCAGAAUUUUGGUAGUUCCAUAUAUACAUGUUUCCCACGGUAUUAACGAAAGAGAAAACGUUUUGAAUUAAAAUUCGCUGUUCUUUAUUUUUAAUUUUUUUGCUUUUUACGUAUUUGUAGCGCUGUAAAGUUUUAAGGCAUAAAAAGGAAUAGUCACGGAUGAUAUAAAAAAGCCAAGUAAGAAAAAUUUAUAAUUUUACACUUGUAUAAAAAACUCGAAUUAAUACUUACUUUAAAAACAACUGAUAACACUAUUACGCAGCUUAUAAUAAACGCCAUUAUUAGUUCUAAAUACUGACUUUUAUACAAAAAGUCGUAAAGGUUGGAGUCUUCGUUAGUGUAUGUUAUCCACGAUAGCUCUGAUGUAACGAAUAUUAAGUUAUGUUGACAUGAAUAGAAUAAAUAUGCUGUCCAAGCGCCGAGACCCCAACACAUAAUUAUUGUUAACUAGAUUCAAAAUAUUAAGUAAACCACGAAACAAGUAGAAAAAGAUUAAAAAAUCGCUAUUUUUAAUGAAAAAGCUAAGUUGUGGUUUACUUACGUUGGUAUAUUUGUGCCGAACCUCAGUUUUUGAAAAGGUCAAAAUAUAUGCGCGAUCUAUAGAUAACAGUAAAUAUAAAAAUAUCAUAGUAUUCCAGCUGAAAUAUAGAAUAUUUCCCAAAAUCUGAAAAAAAUGUAGUUAGACUUAAAAAAUGGAUGUAUAUAUUUUUGAGUCUCACUUAACUCACCAAAUUUACAGAUUCCGAAAAACUUGAAUCUACUAAAAGCGAAAGCCCAGAGAGAAAAUGAGGUAUAAGUUGAAAUAAAUCGGCCAAGUUUUGUGAUAUCAUUAUUCUGUAGGCGGCUAUAUCCCGGUGUAGCUUGCUUUUGACCAUAGCCUGUAAAGUAACAAACUUUUUUUUCUAUAUUUUUUAAACAAAAAAAUAGUAUAAUUUUGCAUAAAGUUGUCGUAUUGAUGAAUGUUGCGCAGGGUUUUUUUAGACUUACCGUUACUGUUGUUAACAAAAGUAUUAUACAAAUAAAACUAAGCAAAGUUAUUGCAAAACCAAAUAUAAUCGUAUACCUGUCGUACAUUAUUAAAAGUUGCUAUACUUCUUAUAGUAGGGUGAGCACGUUUUGAUUAUUAAUAAUCAAUUUAGGACUUUAUUUCACCUGUUUUGGUGAAAUAAAGUCCUAAAUGUUAAUUAAGAAAAAUUUGUAUCAGCAUAAAUUUUUCUAUAUAAUUAUACUGUCUGACAGCGUGUCAUUUCAUGAUAAUUUUAAGUAAACAAUACAUAAUUCAUAUUUACUUUGUUAAGACACUGCUAAAACAUAGUUUAUACUAGGUAAAAAGAAAACUUUGGUUUUUGUAAGCUAACAGUGAAGGUACCCAACCUGCAUAACUCAGAAUUAGGUUCAAAAUUUUUAUAUGAAUUGUUUGCAGCACCAAUUUUAAAGUUUUUUCUUAGUUUAACAACGUAUUCAUUAUACAUUCAAAAGAUACGAAGAGUAUAAAUUAUACAAUGGGGUUCUAAAUUUUUCUAUUUUUGGUUGAUGGCAAUUAAAAUCAGAUAUAGAAUUGAACCAUAGCUGAAUAACAAAAAAAACACCAGUUCAUAUUAGAUUUAUUGGCAAAAAAUAACAUAAAUAAUUUUACGAUUUGUACAAAUAAUGUAUCCUUUGCUUACAAUUAGUUACAUUGAAAUUGUGCUUAUAUUUUAAACUGAAUGGGCGUUUUGUAGUCAUCAACAAUUGAAAUUUGAAUUGGGAAGCGUACUUUGUUCAAUAUCAACUUAUUCGGUUCUUCCGCUUUCUUUGCACAUAUUAAUUUUAAUAAAUAAGAUUGUACUUCACUAAAAUAUUCAAAACAUUUUUAGAACAGAACUAUAUCAUAAAAUAUUUUUUUUAUUUGUGAACAUCACUCUUACUCGAUAACGGAAACACACUUACUCAAUCAUGCAAAAGAACAAUGCAUACACAAUGCAUAUACUAAACAUAAUUAAACUUUUUUCCAAAUUAAAGGUGGCAAAAAAGUCGAUGCAGAACUGCGACAGUAUAAAUAGUGAAGAAAAAGCUAUAGCAAACCGCAGUAGAGUUGGAUUAGAAGCCUAAAUUCAUAUUAGAAUAAAACAUUUAUUGACGAAUUGUACCUUUUGUCGCAUUUCGUCAAACAAAAAGAAUUGUACCACAAUCAGUCCAGAAAUAAAAAAGUAUUUUACCAAAAAAAACGAAGUGGCUAGGUAGUCAAAAUGUAAAGUCGCUCUUGAUGUGGAUAUUUCGUAGACGUAUGAUAUUAAAAUGCAUAUAAUACCGUAUAACCACGGAGCAAGUAUAGUAAAAUUAUUAUGUGUUCUUUUUGUUGGAAACCCGGCUAUUAAACUUAUUGAGAAUGUCAGCAUUUGUAGCAAUGUUGUGUUGACAAGGCCAGUGUUUAGUGAGGCAAACACCUACAAAAAUUUGUAAGAGAAAACAUAAUACUUGGGAAAUUUGUCUAUUAAACGGUAAAUUAUUUUAGGCUGACAUUUUCAAUAAUUAAGUUUAAUUACUUUAUAACUGUAGUAACAGUGAUUACGUGUGAUGCCAAACAAACCGGCAUGUUGGAGAACAAAACAAUGUAGAAUAAUUACUAACGUGAUGUUUAGUAAAUGAAUUCUUAUUGCCACUUUUUCUGUUAAAAAAGAUCGACGAAGACUCUAAAAUAUUGACAUGAUUGGUAUUCAUGAAAAUUUUUUUUGAUAUAUCUCAAUGAAACUAUGUCUUAUUAUAAUAAAUAAAAUUUACUUACCAUAAUACACAAAACGAGCAUGGGCAUUAAAAUAAAUCCUUGACUAAAUAAUACCCACUCCCAAGCUGUUUUACUUAUAAAUGUAGUGUAAUUAAGUUCCAUUUUUAGGCUUCAAAAAGCUGGAAAGUUGGUGCCAAUUCCUAACGCUCAAAUUUGUUUAAAGACGGUUGCAAAACAAGAAGUUGUUGAUCUGCCACGUAAGAAUAAACGAGCUAUUAUAUAUAAUAUGAUCUAUUUUUUAAUAUUUUAAACAGUUAAAAGCAAAGCAGUACACUAUUUAUGAUUUUAGUUAAAAGUUUGGAUCGGUUAGUUGCCAGCGACUUUUAUACACAUGCGAUGGACCGCCUCAACUUUGAUGCUUUUGGAGACACAGAUGGCCAUCGGUCAUGCAAAAACCAACUGUUUGUUUAUCCAACAAGCUUGAAUUUUGGAUCCCAGAAAAGUUUUUCGCGCGCCAGAAAUUUGCUUUGCACAGUUAGCUUUGUCCGACAAACAAAUCAACCGCAUUUGGUGGAUUUGAACAGCUGCCAAUUGGUACACGAACAGUAUUGCACAGUGCUGUAUCACGAACAAAAUCCUAACUGGGACAAUGAAAUUAAAGUGGAACUACCUGUCGAUUUAAAUGAAAAUGAUCAUUUAUUGUUUGAGUUUUCGCACAUCUCACUGUCUGUAGCACAAAAAGUAGCUGGAGAGGUAAGGAUGAAACUGGGUAACACUAGAUCCUGAUAAAGGACUUUACUUUAUAUGUUUUGGCUAGGUUUACAUAGUUUGAUGACUUUGAAAAAGAAAAACGAUGUUUUUUUGUUUUGCGCAACCACGUCCUAUUUGUAAAAUUUUUUAAAUAUAUUCUGUUAUUUGUAGACGAUGGAGCAAAAGGUUGGCGUCGCUUGGCUUUCACUUGUUAAGCCUGAUAAAAGCCUGGUUAUGAAAAGCGAUUUGGAAGAGUUUGAGUUACCGGUUGCGGUGUCGGUUCCACAAAACUACUAUGUACAAGAAAAUGGAUCUCCAAACAGAAAGGUAAUAUGAAUUAGUUUAAUUUUUUGAAUUCUUUGUAGCUUUAAAAAAUUAAUUAAAUAAAUGUUUUUAGUUCCUCACUAUACUAUUAUUUUAGGCAUCAGAUGCGACUAUAAAGUACGUGGACAAUGGCAAACCUUUAUUUAAAGUAAAGCUGCGUCUUCGUUCAACUCUUUAUUCAUCUAUAGCAGUCGUCAAUAAGUUUUUUGAACAGUGUCUGUCGCAGAACUCUGUUUUCACUGUAAAGUCGGAGAUUUUACAUCAAGUGGCGUUUGAACAUCUACAGCCACACCUUUUCGUAAUACUGAACUCAAUGCUACAACUUUUUACAAAAUCAUCAGAUCUUAUGUUUGCAACAAUUUUAAAAAAUUUGGUGGGUAUAUUACAAAAAUGCACUGAAAAUCAACAAAAAGUUUAUCUUCGGGAGUUUAUCCGCUUUCAUUUAGCCGUUGGUGGCGAAUUUGAUGUUAAUUGCCGAGCGUUGUACGAAGGACUGCUAGAAGCCAUUGGAAUACUAGUGAGUUUCAUAUUUUUUAUAAUUCCAAAAAUUUACCAUAUUUUAGCUAUCCUCGGAUUUAACAGAACAAUCUUUGAUAGUCAAUACACUAUCAAAUUUGUGGUUUUUGCUUGAUGUUACGAUAAAGUCCAUGACACAAACAAUUUUAACGAAUGGAUCUCACAAGUACAGUCGACGACGUCGUUUUUCUCAACUUACACUUGAAGCCAUCGACACUACUUUUGUUAUCGUAUCUCACCAGAUUCUGAACAACCAUCAAAAAUUUCCGUCUGAGACUACUGCCGGUAAUAUUGGAUUGGCAUAUUUUGCAAAACACUGCUUGAAUAUUGUGGACCGAGGUUUCAUAUAUAACAGUAUACUUGAGAUUGUGAAGAAGUACGACACGAAUGACAUCGGACUGCCUAGGCAUUACAAGCUUAAUUUUAUGCAAAUAAUUGUAAGCCACGAGCAUUGGAUUUCGCUUAAUUUGCCAAUGUUAUUUGAUUCGAACAAUAAGCCUUUGUUGGGCUUGGCAGGAACUAAGAUUGAAGAUCACUCACAAGAUGGUAAUCUGGUUGUUCUAAUUGAUUUUUUAUAGUUUACUGUAAUUUUUUGAGCUACACACGGCACCCUGAACCAAUAGAUAACCAACCAUUUUAAUUGUAAAAACAUUUUUAUGAACACACAACAGCUAAAAAAGUAUUAUACGGUCAAAUUGACUAAAUCAACAUUUUUGACUGUGUAAUAAUUUGAUAGUUGUUGCUGAAAUCAAUAGUUUUUGCUGCAUUUCGGACAAAAUAAUAGUAUAAGAAGUUUCAUAAUAUCGAACGAAAAAGCGACCGCAAAAUAAAAAAAACAGCGAAAAAUGAAAUGAAAAAAAAAUGUCGGAAAAGGGAUCGGUAACGAUAGUCUAUUUUGUUUCGCGUUCGGUUCAGCGUGCCGUGCUACGUACUUUUUAUAUUAUAAUUUACGGGAUUAAUUUUUUUACUAACUACUUAAAAACAAUUGAAAGGCUCGAGUGUGUUUAAUUCUAAUUAUUUACUAAACAGGUUGUGUUAAUAACAUUUUUUAGCUCUUCGAGUGGCUAAAACUUCGUUGAGGGCAACUAAUAUUUUGUCUCGACUGUUUUUUCAAUUUUUACCGUCUCCUCUAACGCCACAGAUUCAAGCGAAGAAAAGUGUGUUAACAUUGGUUUGAUAACGAUAGUUUUUAUUAUAUUGUGUAUUUAUUGUUACAAAAACAUCUUUUUAACUACAUUUGCAAGAAACAAAAUCUUUUUAGCCGCUUUGAAUCACGAACAUUUCAAACUUGGUCUGACGUUUUGCUCGACUCAUUUCUUGGUAGGCCUAUUGCUACAAGAAUUUUCAUCAGCGCUGCGUGAAAGCCGUCAGUACCGGAAAUUGGUGGUUGCCAUGGUCAGAAAUUUGUUUGUCAAACACAGUGUAGAUUUGAGAUACGACGGGGCUGUAAGUUUUUUUGGAAUGUAAAACUAUACGUAUAUUUUUUUUUAUUUUUAGUUUGCAAACUUUGAUUUCAAAUUAUUUGCGAUACUCUAAAUUAGUUUUUAGGCUGCUCAAAGCCGCAUUGCUAUCUUAUACGCUCCAUUUAUUCAAAUCAUUAUGGAAAAUAUUAAUGAAUUUGAUUUCUUCCGACGAGUCGAAGAAAAUGGAAAAAUUAAUGAAAGAAAAGAUAGCGUAAAAUUCGACUACGCUCAGUCGACAGCACGUUCAAUACUAAGUAAAGAUUACAGUUUGAAUGGCACAGCCCGAGUUAACAGAAACGGAAGCACGCUUGGUCACGGGGUAUGUUCUUCAAAUGGUACUGCUGGAGCUCAGAAUUCGAGUAACAUGGAGCACAAAAAUUCCCAGUUUACAGAGAAACUGGAACCAAAUGAAGCUAAAGAUCUGAUGCUAUGUGCCUUGUACUUACUAAAACAUUUGCCCAAACAAGUUACAGUAGCACUGGCGUUUAAUCGCGUAGAUAGUGAUAAUGAAAAUGAGUUCCUGCCGCUGAUAAGUUUAUUGCAAAUGGCACUGGAGCUGUUUAGAUGCAACAGUCAACUGAAAUUGGUUGGUACGAAUUACGCGAACGUUCACGUUAAAAAUCCUACAUUCCCUACAAAAGAUCAAAAGAGUUUGAGUGGGAAACAACUUAAAAAGGCGUUUAUUCAAGAAAGUCAUUUGAGUCAAGAGGUAGCGCUGAUAGUGUUGAAUGUUAGUCAUUACUUAGCUGAGCAUAUCGCGGUAAGUUAAAUUUUCAUUAAAAAGUACUAAAUGUUUUAAAAAAUGUAAUACACAUUUGAAAAUGAUCAACGAUUUUUAAAAAAUUUUUGGUUUAAAUAUAGAAAAUUCUAUAUACUGAAAAUUUAGAGCUGCUGGAACGGUACACGACUUGGCCUUCAGCAAGAAAGUCAAGCAUUCUUGGGUUUGAUUGAGUUGAAGUUAGAACUAAUAGGAGAUCAGUGGCCGGAAACUGUUCGGCUAAACGCAUUAAAUUCGCUGGGGAUGUUUAUAGAACUUUUUUCGACUCAAUUAUCAUCUGUCGACAACAACGAAGCUUUGCCUAAGCUUUGUCAACGGUUGUUAUUGCUUCUUAAUAGCCGUUUAGAAAAAGUUCAAUGUUCGUCUGCUGCUAUAUUACACUUACUUAUUCGACAAGGAUUUAAUGCUACUUUUGAGGAUUACGGUAAGCUUUGUUUAAGACGUAGCGUUAUUAUUAAGUGUGGCAAUUGAUAUUUUGUUUUGUAGCUAAAAAAGUUGAUAAACAACCCAACACUGUGCGGUUACCGAACGAAGGUCGUGCAUCGGCGGAUUGGCUUGGAAAUGCAGGCAUCCAAAUCACAAUAGCAUUGGCUUAUUUAUUGGGACAGAAUGAAUUGUCGGCAGAUUGCCCACGUUUUGAAAAUGGAAUACAUUUUUUUGAAUGUCUGACGGCAAAUCAGUUUGAUCAAAAGCUGGAAUUGUUCAAAAAUUCGGCUCAAGACUUAGCAACACAGUUAAGGGACAUAUUGAAGGCUACAAUGAGCAUCACCGAAGCGAGAAAUGAUCCGGUAAAAAAUACUAAUUGAUAUUUUGUUGUAUGAACAUGGCGAAAACUGAAAUAUGAUUCAAGUUUAUUUUAAAUUCUCUGUAAUGGGUUUUAUAACUGUAAUAAAAUAGUUUUUACAUUACACUAUACUGAGUUUUAGAUAAAAUUGGCCGAGCUUCACGUAAAGCUUGCGGACAGUUAUAGAGGAUCUCCAGCUUUGCGAGCCGCGUGGUUUGACACAUUGUCACAGAUCCAUUCGUCAGAGGGUUGGUUUUCGGAAGCUGCAAUAUGUCAAGCACAUUGUGUUGCUAUCAUUGGUAAACAACUAAAAGCUCGACAAGGGAUUGAAAUUAACUUUGAUCUUCUAUCAUGUUUAAAUACUCAGUUACUGGAUGAUGAAAAGGUGUUUGAAGUAGAAUUGCCGGUUUGGCACGGCGGUAAUUUUACAGUGGUAAGUUUAAAAAAGUUACCUUUUUUAAAUGUUUAAUCUGCUAAAACCUUUUGGUAUUAAUUACUUUGUAUAUUAAAAUAAUUAUGAACAAUGAUAAUUUAAAAUAUUUUGCGUAAUUUUAAUUUUUUUAGGAUGCCCUGACGUCAAAAGUUGAAGAAACAGUGAAAUUAUUAAUACAAGCUGAAAGAUACGAAGCUGUCGGUCCAAUUUACCGUAUUUCUAUACCACUGUUUGAAGCUACUUUUAACAAUAAAGCUCUAACAUCAGUCUAUGCAGAUCUUCAUCAAGCCUACUCAAGAGCAACUGAAAUUCAAACGAGUAAAAAACGUCAUUUGGGAGCUUAUUUUAGAGUGAUAUUACAUUCAAAAGUGCAUUUUGGUGAGGAAGAAAAAUCAAGUUGGAUAUACAGAGAGCCUGCUUUACGAAGUUUGGCCGAAGAAAGCGAAAAAAUGGUACAAUUGUAUAGGAAGAUAUUAAAGUAAGUUAUUUUUAAUUGUUGACUUUUCGCGGAGUUAUGGUUUUAUUAAAAGAUGGUUUCAUUUAUUUUAAGUUUAUGCUUAGUUUUUAACAUUUUAGAACUGAAAACGUGCGUUUUUUGGCCGAAACUGAAUUGGAACCUUCCACUGUACUUGAUCCUUCAAUAGCUUACAUUCAAUUAACUCACGUUGAGCCGUUGUUGGGUGAACAAACCGACGAUAUUGAGUUUUCCAUUCAUUUAAAGCAACUUGAAGCGCCUGACGUUAAUUACACCGCUCAUACAAAUAUCAAAAGAUUUUAUUUUGAAAAACCAUUACUCCUACCAGUGAAUGAAGAUUCGAAUGAAAAGAUACCGGAGCAGGCACGAUUGGCUUUAAAAAGGGUGUUUUUAACAAGUACGUGCAAUUUUGGCUCGCCCAUACCUAUGGACGAUUGUUUUUAGUAGUAUUGAAAAGCGCUACAAGAAAGUUUUUGUUGUAAAAAAAGCCUCAAUCUGGUUAAUAUUUUUGAUUCUCGCGGACGUCUAAUAAUUUUUUUAUAAACACUGCUGUGAAAAGUUAAAAAAAUUAUUAACAGAACUUAAGCAGAUAUAAAGUGAUAUUAAAGAUAUUGAUAAAGAACUUUUUAUAGCUUAUGGAACCUUUCCCAACACCCGCCGACGUUUACGUAUUGUAAAGAUGUCCGAAGAAAUUUUGAAUCCGCUAGAGUUGGCGUGCGAAAAUUUGAGGAAAAAAGCGGCUCAAAUUCAGUUGGUUUUAAAGUCUGCCAGUAUAGCUGAUAACGGACCUAUCGAACGAUCAAAGCUGAACGCUUUAGAUUUAAAGGGUCUUCAGUGUUUGUUGCAGGGUUCGGUUAGCCCCACAGUUAAUGUUGGAGUUUUGGCAUACGCUGAAGCUUUUACUGCUGAUUCACAACGAUCAAAAUAUGGAGUUGAUGGAUUGGAAAAACUAAAACAGUCGUUUAAGUACGUUUUAAAUUUAAUUGUUUUGAUUUUGUUUUUCUCUACUACAAUUUUUUAGCUUAUUUAAAUGUUUUUGUUUAUAGAGCUUAUAUAAUACCUGAUUCUAACUGAAUUACAAAAAUAAUUAAGUUGGUAUCUAACACGAAUAUUGUUACACGAAAGUUUUAAUCUUUUAGGGUGUUUAUGGCACAAUUGGCACGCGCAUUAGCAGUAAACGAAUUGGCUGUCAGCGGUGAUCAAGCUGAAUAUCAAGUAAUGUUGAAGAAUUCUUUUGACGGAAUGUUGGAACGGUUGUGUACUUUCUUUGACGGCGAAAAUGUAGGUUUAUUAUUUAAGAUUACAAGUGUCGAAAUUUUUUAAGUGUGCAUUAUACGUAUUUUUUGCGCGCCCUGACAUUCCGGCCCAAAUUGGUAAAGAUAUUGAAGAAAAUUUUAACAAUAUGCCUAUGUUUUAGUUCUUCUCUGAAAACCUUAACAACCUCUCGACAAAAAAUACAAAUCAUGUGGUAGAAAAAAAUGCCCCACCCAAUAAUAAUUACAUAUUGGAUUCAAUCAGUGGAAUACCACGUUUGUAA